CAUAAUUAUCUGUUACAAUUAAUGGGUAAUAUGGACAAAACCUCUCUUGCUUUCGAUAUGCCAAAUAAUGUAACCAUUAAUGAUACAGAAAGUAGAACCAUUAGCAUUAGAACUUGUGGUUAUGAAAAAUCUUGGUUUACUGUUGUACUUGCAUGUAUAGCAGAUGGUAAUAAGUUAUCACCAAUGAUUAUCUUUAAAUUAAAAAAUGUUUCAAGGCUUCGAUUUCCUCCUGGUGUAAUAGUUAGAGCAAAUGAAAAGGGAUAG
This is a messenger RNA of Dentiscutata erythropus, 264 nucleotides long. NCBI's taxonomy places the organism in Eukaryota, Fungi, Glomeromycota, Glomeromycetes, Diversisporales, Gigasporaceae. The record is from the annotation of a GenBank genome assembly.